This is a messenger RNA of Solanum dulcamara, 2500 nucleotides long. RefSeq lists its product as uncharacterized. NCBI's taxonomy places the organism in Eukaryota, Viridiplantae, Streptophyta, Magnoliopsida, Solanales, Solanaceae. The transcript is spliced from 14 exons. Gene Ontology annotation, molecular function: 3'-5' exonuclease activity; nucleic acid binding. The coding region runs from base 402 to 2351 and encodes 649 amino acids. Gene Ontology annotation, biological process: nucleobase-containing compound metabolic process. The record is from RefSeq and is a predicted model, not a curated record.
UCCAGUACAGUCACGUAUCCUGCGCAUAAUUGCGCUACCAGUCAAUAGACAGGGACUGCUACAAAAACUAGAAUAAACACAUUUGAUUUCUGCCAUUUUUAUUCCAUUCCAUUUAUCUUCAAUGGCCUUUGCCUAGGGUUUUAUGAAUUUUUUCUAAAGUUACAAAAUCUCAAACUGUAGUAUUGCUUCUUUUCUUUUUACUCCGGAAAAUACACCGCCAUUGUUCUUAUUCCGCGUCUCUCUCUAUAUAGAGAGAGAAAUCAGGUGCAAUAAUUUUGGCUGUAGUGGAGGUUCCUAUUGAACCAUUGCUGAGACGACAAUAUAAAGAAGUUGACUCGCUUUGGUGAAAUUGUAGGUUCUUUUUCUGCUUGUUGAUUAAACGGGAAUUCUGAACCGGGGUGAUGAAGUGUCUUCUUUGGUCCAUUCCGUGCGCUUACUUGCCUUGCAAAUUGGAUCCUCACCAUGAUGCUUCUAGAAAGCUUAGAAAGCUCUCAAACUCAAGACUAGCAAAUCCUCUGCUCCAGCUCCUAUGCCCAAGUCCAGGUUUUUUCUACUUCUGGUUUCUUCAACUUUCUACCAUGGGUGUGAAUGAAAAACUUUUACACCUGCACAAUCAAAAUAAAGUUCGACAUCCCUUGGCUGUAUCCAGGCAUGCUUUGUGCGAUCUAUCCAAUGUUUCUCCAGUGGUUUUCCUCUACCUCUUAAAGGAAUGCUAUGUCUACGGAACAUGCAAGGCGACUGCCAAGUUUCGAGUUCUGCAACAGCAAGCAUAUGGGUUUUUGCACAAUGAUCCUCAACCUGGAGCAGCCAUCUUUGUUGCGCAGUGCCUGUAUGUGUUACCUAUAUUUGAGUCACACUGUGAAGGAUUCAGUCAUUUGAUAAUAUCUGCUCUUCGUCAUUUCCUGAAAGUGGGAAAUGGCAUGAAUGGUAUAUACAAAGCUAAACUUUUGGCUGCCAAAUUAUUUCUUGCCAUUGUUGAUGGUACUCUGCAUCAUGAAGAAAGAGUCCUAGUCAAAAUCCUUGAAGUUUUUGAUGUCAGUCUGUCAAACAUAGAAAAAGCUAUGUAUGACACAGAUGAGAAGGGUCACACAUGCCAGAUGGCUAAGGUAUUGGUUGAACAAUAUAUUUCUAGGUUAGUAGAAUCCCAGUCUUACAUGACUGCUGUUUCAUUGUUGGAACACUUCUCUAUCCGGGAAUCUGGUGAAUCUUUUCUACUUAAAAUGUUGGAUAGCAACGAAUACAGAGCGGCAGAAAAGUGGGCAACUUUUAUGGGGAAGCCAAUCUUAUGCACUCUUGUCCGAGAAUACGUCAACAGAAAACUGCAAAAGCACGCAUUUGAUGUUAUAAGGCAAAACAAUCUUCGGGAGGAGUUCCCAGAAAUAUAUCAUCAAUACAAAGAAAGCAAACUGAAGAAGCUAGCAGAAAAGGGUUGCUGGGAUGUUGCUGAGGCAAGGAUAAAUGAUGAUCGACAACUUCUUGAGUACCUGGUAUAUUUGGCUAUGGAAGCUGGUUACAUGGAGAAGGUUGAGGAACUCUGCGAACGGUAUUCCCUUGAAGGUUUCAUAAAUGUCAAAGAGCUUGAGGAAAGUAUUCCAACACACCGAUACUUGGAGCUUGAUGAAUUGUCAAUAAAGGAUGUAGUCUGGGUAGAUGAAGCGAAUGGCUUGCUUGAUGCUACAUACGACAUUGAAGAAUGUAAAGUUGUGGGCAUUGACUGUGAGUGGAAGCCUAAUUACGAAAAGGGAAGCCCACCUAACAAGGUUUCCAUCAUUCAGAUUGCUUCAGACUACAAAGUUUAUAUACUAGAUCUCAUAAAGUUAUAUGGAGAUGCUCCAGAUGUACUGGAUGACUGCUUAACCCGCAUAUUGCAUUCUCCAAGAGUACUGAAGCUUGGCUACAACUUCCAGUGUGAUGUGAAGCAGCUUGCUUUAUCUUAUGGGAAGUUGCAAUGCUUCAAGCACUAUGACAUGCUGCUCGAUAUCCAGAAUGUGUUCAAAGAACCAAGAGGUGGUCUCUCUGGUCUGGCAAAGAAAAUAUUGGGUACUGGAUUGAAUAAAACAAGAAGGAAUAGCAACUGGGAGCAACGGCCUUUAACUCAGUUUCAGCUAGAAUAUGCUGCUCUUGAUGCUGCUGUUCUUAUCCACAUAUUUCGUCAUGUUCGUGGCUACACACAAUCUAGUGGUGACCAGGAUGGGCAUUCCAAAAUUGAGUGGAAGUCUCACAUUGCUUCCCACACUGAUAAUUCGAAGAUCUCCAAAAAAGAAGCUAAAAGGCGAAAGGCCAUGGCCAAGGCCAAAACUGAUAAAGCUCCACAAAGCGUCGAGACUAAGGAGCUUACCGAACAAACUUGAACUUAAAGUUUGGAAAUAAAGUUGUUAUGAUACACCAUAGUUUUACUCACAUGUAAGUAUUUUUCUUGUGAGAGACAUUUACAGUUUAAAGCCUUAAAACGGUUGCAAGUUUGUGAGUUUCUAUAGAACAGCAAAGUUUCAGUUACUAA